AUGGAUCUAUCCCAUCUCACACGGCCUGGCAUUUUGUGUCAGUGUGCUCGGUGCUCCAGCUCGCUGGCUGCACUGGAGAAUGAGUGGGCCAAACUAUCUAAUGCCUACUCAAUUCCAACGGCAUGGCUCAGUGUCGACCUCCAUCGCAUCUCCGUUUCUUCAGAGCGGAAGCAGAUCCCUCAGACAUCGGAUAUGACACUGUUACGUGGCCGUGUCAUCCAAGAAGUGUCAUGUAAACUCUGUCAGCAACGGAUGGGGGUACUUUGUCCACUUGACAACGGGAUGAAUAUUCUGUGGAAAAUGUCGAAAGUUGCUUUUAGGGAAAUUGUUACCAUGCGAACGGUGCAGCCGGCCUUCAAACAGGGGGCCCUUGAACGACUGAUUUGUCCCCCAAAAGAACCUCCGCGCCGAAACCCCGACCUCGUCCAGGGCAGUGCACUAGUGCCAGCUGGCUGCACAGACCGCACCACCCUCGAUCCCUCUAUGCAAAACCAAAUGCUCCAUCAGGGUAGAAGCAUUGAUCAGAUUUCCAACUCAGUGAACCACCUCCAAGACACAAUGUCAGAUCUCAAACAUUCAUUUACAGCACUUCGAAUUGAGUUGAAUGGACCCGGCCGAAAUCUGGGCGAAGGUUCCAUACUGCAGGGACAAGACUUUGACAUGAUUGCUAUGGUGCUGAAGGAGUUAAAGUCCAAGUCUGACGAGAUCGAGAAACUGAAAUUGGAGAUUGAAGCUCUGAAAAUGAAGAAUCGCUACAUGGGAGUGACCCUGCCACAGCAGCAAGAGUCAUUGUCGGUAAUGAACAUGAACGCUGCGCUCCCCGAAGUUCGGAGCCCCGGCUUGCUUCAAGCGGGCCGGAAACGUAACUGGCCUGACGCAUUCCCGGGCGAUCGCAGUCAGGCAAUCGCGGACUCGUUCGACGAAGACGAUAUGGUUGACGAAAUGUCACUAUCAGAUCCCCCGAUUUAUAGCUCCCGCGUUCCUCUCAAUGACGAGCGCCAAACCGCAAUUACCAACGGGCUGCCGGCACAAGAGCAACUUAGGUCCCUAGAGGUGCAUAUCCCUGCUGGAGAGCCCCAAAAUACCUCUAACUCCCUUCAAUGCCAAUCAUAUACCCUACAGCAAACCAUAGCCAAACGCCCACGUCUGGGUACGCCGGUUGAAAAUAGCACCCAAACAGCCCCUUCAGAGUCCCAAGAUGUUCCUCAGAAAAGACAGCCUGGCAGGCCGAGAAAAUCGAUCAGCCAACCCACCAUCCCCGAUUCCACCGAAUCACCCACUACCGCUCCUUCUAGCACGCAAGAGGAUGUCGAAUCAAACGGCCAGCAAAACAUAGUGCGACGUCGCGCAUCUCGUCGCAGCCUGCGUGCACAAUCCCUUGGCCCAAAUAUCAACCGUGAACUUAGUCAAGACGACCAGCAGAAGUCACAAGAUUUGACCAAGGCCCCUCUUGAGACUCACACAGCACCCAACAAAAAGAGCAAGCGUAAUACCGGCUCUCCCAAUGGGAAACGAACUGGUGGUCCAGAUGAUAAUGGAGACGAGGCCGCUAUGAAUGAGAAGCGGAAAGCUAAGGUCGCGGCGCGGGACGUCAUGGCCAAGAUGGCUUUACAGCAUGAAGAGGCCUUGGAGGCCGAGAAUGCACGAUAA
Molecule: messenger RNA, 1650 nt
Organism: Penicillium hordei
Lineage: Eukaryota; Fungi; Ascomycota; Eurotiomycetes; Eurotiales; Aspergillaceae
Exons: 2
Coding region: 1-1650 (549 amino acids)
Source: RefSeq, a predicted model, not a curated record